Toxorhynchites rutilus septentrionalis is the source of this 611-nucleotide messenger RNA. Its product is annotated as cuticle protein 19-like. Lineage: Eukaryota; Metazoa; Arthropoda; Insecta; Diptera; Culicidae. The coding region runs from base 65 to 406 and encodes 113 amino acids. Gene Ontology annotation, cellular component: extracellular matrix. The transcript has 2 exons. The record is from RefSeq and is a predicted model, not a curated record.
AAUAAAUCGGACAUCAGUGAGCUCAUUGCAGCUCAAGUGAGCGAUUCAUCACAGGAGAUCCAAGAUGUUUAAGAUCAUCGCUCUGGUUGCCUGUUUAGCCAUCGUUUCUUUGACACAAUCUGUCCUAGGAGAAGAAGGCGACCACGAGGAUUACUAUUCCCAUCCGAAGUAUAAGUUCGAAUAUGGUGUCAAGGACGAACAUACUCACGAUCACAAAAGUCAAUGGGAGCAUCGUGACGGAGAUGCCGUGAAGGGACAAUACACUCUGGAUGAGGCCGAUGGAACCCAUCGCAUUGUGGACUAUAGCUCGGAUCAUCAUUCUGGAUUCCAGCCUCACGUUCAACGCAAGGGUCAUGCUCACCACCCGCACGGCGAAAGUUAUGCCAACAUUGAGCAGCAUUACUGAACGUGAUUGAUUAGAACUAAUAGCACAGAGCGUCCGAUGUUAAAUGAUACCAUUGAUUGGAAAACGAACGAACGUUUUUCAUUCUUAUUUCGAGGGAUUGCGAACGAAUUUAAUGCCGAAACCAACAUUUUGAAUGUAUCCAUCCAUACCAAUGUUUUCGAAUGCAAUAUCUUUCGUGAGUGGAAGAAUAAAUGAGAAAGAUGUU